AAUAAAAAAAAUAAAAAUAAAAGUCUGGUGGGAUAAAUGUUAAACUGGUUUGCCGCAUGCUGCGGCUAUUGAGAAAAGCCUUCUAGAUAGUCCACUCGCGAAGCGCUUAGACGAUGCCCCCAACAGCGGGUGGACUUCUGCUGCACUCUCACUGUUUACUUCACACACAAAGGGUGCAGCCUGCAAAAGGCGGAGUGAUCUGGAACUCUUAAGUGCCAUGAAGAGACAGGCAGAUUCCCCGCCAGUCUAGCAGCACAUCUAUCCCUCUACACGCCUGAAGAUGAAGAUGAUCUCAUGCUUGCGCCCAUGUACCUCCCUGUCUCGUUUAAAAACAAUGUCUUCAAGGAAAUUCGCUGCAUGAUCCAACGGUCACGCCGUGUUUCCCGAUUACUUCGCUUUUCGACCAUUUCAUGAAUUAAACUGCAAUCCAAAAUGAAAUUUCCAACGGAAAACCCAAGAAAACCAGGGAACUGGAACCCUCCACCAGUGCCAGUGCAGACCAACCUGGUGCCGCCCAAGAAGGUCCAGCCAGGGAUGUUGCAGUCCAGCUUGGUGCAGACCAGUGUGGCCACCAUGCAGAACCCCAUGGGCUGCCCUUUACCUCGCCUUUCUGUCUCCCGGCCCGCUAGCAUGGUGGCCAGCUUGGAAGCGGUGGCAGACGGCUCAGCCCUCCUCACGGUCAUGAAGUGGAAGACUGUCCUAGCCGUGUUUGUGGUGGUGGUAGCGUACCUGGUCGCCGGCGGUCUGGUGUUCAAAGCCCUGGAGCAACCCUUCGAGAGCAACCAAAAAGACACCAUCACUUCAAAGAAAGCUGCCUUCCUGGAGAAACAUCAUUGCGUGACCCCUAAUGAGCUGGAAGAGCUCAUCAAGCACUCUGUAGAUGCAGUGACCGCUGGUGUCAGUCCUAUUGGAGACACGUCAUACAACUCCAGUCACUGGGACUUAGGGAGCUCCUUUUUCUUCGCUGGAACUGUGAUAACAACAAUAGGUUAUGGCAACAUUGUUCCAAGAACAGAGGGUGGGAAGAUUUUCUGCAUCCUUUACGCAAUAUUUGGCAUCCCACUCUUUGGCUUUCUUCUGGCUGGUGUUGGUGAUCAACUAGGGACUAUUUUUGUGAAGAGCAUUGCUAAAGUGGAGAAAAUGUUCAGGCGCAAACACAAUCAAAUAAGCCAGACCAAGAUUCGAGUGGCCUCUACAUUGCUCUUCAUCUUGGCUGGCUGCAUCCUCUUCGUCACCAUACCAGCCUUCAUCUUCAAGCAUAUUGAAGGAUGGACCGGGCUGGAGGCGAUCUAUUUCGUGGUUAUCACACUGACGACUGUUGGGAUUGGAGAUUAUGUUGCAGGAGGCAAUAGAAGAAUAGAGUACCGUGAAUGGUACAAACCGCUGGUGUGGUUCUGGAUCCUGGUUGGAAUGGCUUACUUUGCUGCAGUUCUAAGCAUGAUUGGAGACUGGCUCAGGGUGCUUUCUAAAAAGACAAAAAUGGAGGUGGGUGAAAUUAAGGCUCACGCCGCUGAAUGGAAGGCCAAUGUUCGAGCUGAGUUCCGUGAGACCAGGCGUCGACUCAGUGUGGAAGUUCACGACAAACUGCAGAGGGCCGCCACCAUUCGCAGCAUGGAGCGCAGGCAGCUGGGUUUCGACCAGCGGGCCAAUUCCCUAGAUAUGCUGUCCCCUGAACGUCGAGCUGCCUUCAAUAGCCUGGACAAAACUAAUUUCAAGACAUCCUCCCAGGAGAGCAUAGACACAAAGCUCAACAACUUACGUCUACGAAUUGAGCAGAAUGAGCAUCGACGGAGCGACCCAAGCCAGGCGUACUCUGAAGAGAACAUUUUCAACCGCCUUGGUUCAGUCACAAAACUAGCCAAGAGGAACAAGAACAAAGAGUUGAGAAAGAACAUCCCAGAUGAUGGUCGGAAAGUCUUAGAUUCCUUCACCUGUAAUACUCCCACGAUGGAUGAGGAGAAGAAAGAGGCAGAGGACGAUGAGCUUGAGAAAGAGGUCAACACCAGUCUGACCAGCUUACCUCUCUUUGUGGAGAGCCCCAAUAAACAAAACGGAUUCAUGCCUCUACCGCCACAGACCAAAGAGGAAGAAAACGAGAUAAAACUUGAAGACGAGGAGUUCCAUUUGCAGAUAGAGCCCUAGAGGGAACCUUGUAGAAAAAUAAUAUAUGCCUAAAGUGCCUUGGCUAGCCCUUACUCUGAGCUGAGAUGUGAAAAUCUCAAUUUCUGCUGUUCAUUUAUCUGUUCACUGUGUCCUGAUAACUUGAUAAUGGAAAUAUGGCAACAUUAGCACUGGAAAACAGCUGGUUCUCUUAUUCGGACCACUGAAAAAUGCUUGUAUAAGUUGGAAAGAAUCUCUCCAAACGUCCUGGACAACAAACUAGAAAUCUGUAGCAAGCCACAUUGGCGGUUUGUUUGAAGUGUGACUGAAAGUGCUCUACUUUCAAUUGUUCUUUUUUUUUUUUUUUUUUUUUUUUUUCAGCCAGACUGUACAAGGUCAUUUGUUAAGAAGCAUAACUGCUCAAAAAAUGUUUGUCAAGAUUUUCCACCCAUUCAAAAUGGAGAAACUUACCUAGAGACAUGAAUCCCCCAUGAUCAAAGAUGAUAAAACUCUUUGAAUAUGAAGAAACCAUGUUAAAUUGGUGACAGGUUGUAAAUGCACAAAUUUAUGAAGUUAACCUAUAAAUCUCAGGGCUUGUAGUCCUACUGCAAUUGUUCAGUUGCAUGGUAUGUCUGACAUAAAAUUUGCUGUGCUCUCAUGAAAUAUCUAAACCUGUUUCUAUACAGUACCGUUUUCAUAGGUUGAAAUUUUAGAACAAUGUUACAGAAGAGAAGCCAUAAGGUAGAAAGUCAUGGUUGACGUCAUGUAAGGCAGAAUGUCUAGUAGAGUUUAAUCACAAACUACUGAAUCUAUCUAUUUGUUUAAUUUAAAGGGAUAGCUCACCCAAAAAUUUUGCUCCAAAUCUGCAUGACUUGUGUUCUGACACUGUGUUCUGCAGAACACAAGUGUUUCAAUUGUUUUUGCCUAUACAAUUAAAGUCAGUGAAAUCCAAAACAACACGUUGACAUGUUGACAUGUUGACUGCAUUUUCCAUUUUUGGGCAUCUUGUCCCUUCCAGUCAUUAGCUGCGUUUCCAUUAGAGAUCUGCCCCAAAAUUUUAAAAAUGUUGAUAAAAAACUAUUGUGAAAUGGUGACUGUGUUUCCAAUAACCGAUGUUUCCCUUUCUCACUUGGGAGGCCAGUCAUCUCUGAGUUUAAGAGAAAAUGCCAAUGAAAAUUGGCUAGUGGAUUUUGCAUGCUGAGCCACUCCCGUGCCUAUGGGUAUAUAAGGUGAUAGUGCGCAUCCACUCAUUAGAUUUUUGCUUCGGAGCCGAGUAGUUGAUGUUAUAUAUUCACUACAAAGCCAUUUAUCUUUGUGUUCAGAGAACUGUUCCUGGUUGGUGUCAUGGUGCGUUACAGCCAUAUCCCUAUCGUCGGCGAUUCCCCUGGGCGCUUCAGCUGAAAGAGCAGUUUCCUCGAAAAGCGUAAAUCAUGGACAAUUUGCAUCUUUUUCAAGAUGCUGUUUCGUCCGUGUCCUUCUGGAUGCAGUCGUUUCCUGUCCUCUGUCAACAGCCAUGAUUGCUGUCUUCAGUGUCUGGGCCUCCAACAUGAGUCAUGCAUCUGUUGUGGGCAUAUGACCAUGACAGCACUGCGAUCGCGUCUCUCGCUCCUCAAGGGGGUGCAAGUGCUCGGCUAGUGGUCUGGGAGAUCUGAGGGUGACUGUGAGAGCUUCUCCGCCGGGCCAUGCCCCACAGACCCCUCACUCCUCCCGCAGCGCAUGUCCUGUGCGUCUGCCAUAUGAUUCUGCUGGGUGAUUUCACAGCGGUCCCAGGAUAUCAUUCGGUGGGUGGGCAUAUGAUCAGAUGUCGAUUGUAGCAUGGACAGGACCUCGACUGCUUUGGCACAUCAACUACAUGGAGUUGCUAGCAGUGCAUCUAGCCUUGCGGCAGUUUCAGCUGCUGCUGCUGUACAAGCAAGUGUUGGUCCACUCGGACAACACUGCGGAUGUUUUGUACAUCAUUCUGUCAGGGUGGUCUACGAUCAUGUUGCAUGUCUCAACUCAGUGCAUGGUCACCAUAUGGCACCCACGUCCAGAUCUCUGGAACCUCCAUGUGUUGGGAAGGCUGUCUCCAAGCAGAAGUAUGGCCUACUGGAUAGUGGAUGCUAUCACCUUGGUGUACCAAUUCCAAGGCGAGCCAUGCCCCUUGGGGGUGGGAGCCCACUCCACUUGGGUUGUUGCCUCCUCCUGGGCAUUGGUGCACAGCACCUCUCUGGCAGAUACCUUUUGAGCUGCGGGCUGGGCAACACCUAUGUUUUACAGCCUUCGUGUAGAGCUGGUUUCUUCCCGUGUAUUGGGUAACAGGUAAUUGACGGGAAGAUCUGGCUCGGUGUCAUGCUUGAUGAGCCAUUCCCCCUCACACAGGAAGCGAGCGCCUUUCUUCUCCCAGUAGAGUUCCCCAGUGGGCGAACCCUGGUCGAGCAUCCCUACUCUAAGGUUGGACCUGCCUCAGUGACCCAUUCCAUAUGUAGUACUGCCCCCUGGGUCAGUCCAUAUCAGUAUCUCCACGUCACCUCCCUACGGGUAGGAUGUCAUCUCCGUAACAAUCUUUUUCCUUAAGGCUUGCUUCCCCAUCGUUCUGCCAGGCUGAAAGAACAAACAGGAAAGAUUUGAAGCAAUCUUUCAGUGAAGGUUGAAAUCGAUGUACUCAUGGUACCAAGGUCAGUGAAUUUGCGCUGGGGCUUUGGGAAGGUUACGACCUUAGUGUAGCUUUUGUGACACUCUGCAGCGCCACAGGGUUGUGACAGUGUUCAGGUUGUGGCAUUUUCCAUGGAUCUCAUAUGUAAUUUGACAUAACUCGUAGUGACCGACAGAUAGGGAACGUCUCGGUUACAUAUGUAACCCUCAUUCCCUGAUGGAGGGAAUGGAGAUGUUAUGUCCCCAUGCCACAACCUUGAACCCUGAACCAGGGACACGUUCUCGGCUCCUCAGCGUAAAACCUAAUUAGUGGAUGCGCGCUGUUGCCCUAUAUACCCGUAGUCACGGGGAGUGGCUCAGCAUGUGUCCAUAUGUCGUUUGACAUAACAUCUCUGUUCCCUCCAUCAGGGAAUGAGGGUUACAUAAAUAACCAAGAUGUUAUGCAACUAAAACGUAUUUUUUUCCUCUCGCGAUAAGUCAUGCCAACAGAUGUUGCUAGGUUUACGUAUAUUGAAGCCACAGCGCUAGCCAUUAUUUUUGAUCGAAGGAAACAAAUGUGAAAAAAAAACUGUUUCCAAUGCAUUUUUGCAAAAUACUCCUUUUUUUUUAAUAGCCUUAUGCCCAGACAGCAAGCAGUUUCGGCCCAGAUCCGGUCCACAUCUGGCAGUAUGAAAUACGUGUGGGCCAGAUGUGGGCCGGAUCUGGGCCGAAACUGCUUGCUGUCUGUGUGUGAACAUAAUUUUUAUUUAUUUUUUGAGAUAUAUGGGAGUUUUUGCGAAACUGACAUGUUUCCAUUGGGCGGAUUUUCAAUUUUCACAAUUUGAAGGUAAUAGAAACGCAGCUAUUGUCUUGAUGAUUAAAUGUGCAGUAAGUGAUUUCUGAGAAACGCUUUUGAAAGUGGAUCAGAGCGAGCACCACACUUGUAACCAAUCACUAGUAAGGGGCAUGUCCACUCAUGAUGGGGAUUGUCCCUGAUAUAUAGCAUGAUUGUGAAUUUGGGGGCGGAGCUAUAAAGUUAGGAUGUGAUCCUUUUGGGUAGGGGUGUGUUUGUUUUUGUCAUUUCAAAUAUCAACAGCAUUUCUCAGAAAUCACUUAUUGCACAUUUAAUUACCACUCGGAAUACACAACAUUACCACAAUAUUACAUUGAUUUGUGAAUUAUUAGGGUAGCAUUUUAAAUUAGUUUGAAACUUAUUUGAAGUCUACUAGACAUUGUACAGGUGAAUGAAAGAUGUAUAUGGCAUAAUACCAUUUUAGUUUUAUGAAAGUUUAGGGCACAGUUCCAUUUAGGAUUGACAGGAAAAUGUUACAAAGGGUUUUUUUCAUUUGUUUGUUUGUUUGUUUGUUUUUUUUUUUUCUUUGCCAGGAAACCUUUGUUUGAAAAUAUCAACUGUACAUGAGCAGAUCUCACAAUGUUUUUAAAUUUUGCACUUUUUACAAGUUUCUGUCUUUGGUUUACAAUUAUUGUGUCAUCUUUUCCAGAAUGUUUCUGGACUAGACUUUUUUGAAACACCACUAAAUAAUGUUGUGCUAAUCGCCUGGGAGUGUCUGACAUAUUUGUUUGUAUGUUUGUGUUGAAACCAAAUACCACUUUGUCUGAUGUGAUCCUUGUCUUGCUGACUGUAUUAAUGAAAACUCCCUAAGGCAGACACACGUAUCAGUACCUCAUUCCCACCAACUCGUAAAUGCGCACAUACACACAUCUACAGCUGCAGCAAAAUGCUUGUGGUUGAGCUAAUGUUAAUUACUGUUUUCAUGUUUGCAAUAGUCUAGAGUGAAUGCAGUAACAGACUGAAUAUCUGUAAUAAUAAUAAUUAAAAAAACUAUGAAAAUUUAACACAUUUUAAAGCAUUCAAAACAAUUUAGAGACAUGGGUCCCUAAAGCAUGCUAUUGUGCUAAUAUGUUAUCAUGCUAUGGUAUUGAUCGUACCACAAACAUGCUUCUUGAGACUUUGAUAUUUGACAUAAGCAGGUUGCACAUGCUAGUAAAUUGCUGUCCGCAGUAUCUGCAGUAUCUUGUGCAACCAUUACAUUCAAUGUAGUGAGUGCCUUUUGGAAAUAAACUCAGUUGAACAAAAAUAAAAAAAA
Cyprinus carpio (common carp) is the source of this 6821-nucleotide messenger RNA. RefSeq names its product potassium channel subfamily K member 10-like. Gene Ontology annotation, cellular component: membrane. Gene Ontology annotation, biological process: potassium ion transmembrane transport; stabilization of membrane potential. NCBI's taxonomy places the organism in Eukaryota, Metazoa, Chordata, Actinopteri, Cypriniformes, Cyprinidae. Gene Ontology annotation, molecular function: potassium ion leak channel activity. The record is from RefSeq and is a predicted model, not a curated record.